AGUAGUAAGUGGGUGUGUCACUUGACAUAUAAAUACCUCGAGUGAGUUCAUCUUGACGUAAACUGGUCAAGGAAUCUCUUCACCCAUCUCUCCUCCUAACUCUUAUCGAUCGUUGCGUCACUGAAGGAAAUGUCUCUCCGUGGGACUGUUGUGCUCCUGCUGCUCCUGUGUCUUUCUCAGCUCAUCUUCGCUGCUGACAGCAUUAGAGAAGCGAGGAGCAAAGGAAAGAGGCUGGGGAGCCGAGUUGAUAAGAACAUUUCCGUACACAAAGGAAGGUUUUUUUUCAAGGACAAGGCGAAGUGCUCGUGGGUGGCGCGCGGAGAGGACAUCUACACCAUGACUGUUAGAUGUAAGUCUGGAAAUGAGGAUGGAUUCAGCUGUAAAUACACUGCCAAGCCCUCGACGUGCACCGAAUAUGGGUCUAAUCCUAAAGGUUAUUGGAAACAGAUAGCCAGAUCUGUCGCAAUACAGAAGACACUUUGCGCGGAUGCACGCGCAAUGAUUCGCACGGGCAUGUGUAAGCGUGCGCCGCUGGCCGCGCAUUUCAAACUUACGGAAAUUUCACAAGAGAAACCCCCCACAGAGAAAACACCGACGACCACGAGCACGAAGCUCCAAUGCACAGAGAGGACUGACCACAGCGAGGUCGCCAAAGAGAUGUGCGGAGAUUCCUGGGCGAGUCUCUGCGCGUUUGUCUUUACUAUAGUCCAGGGCGGAGACUGCUGAGCAUGUGUGUGUGCAUACGGGUGCCGGUACUUUAGUGAUUGCAUACUACUGAUAGUUCUGUUUAAGAUGUAAAGCAUCACGUAUUUUGUUGAAAACACACACACACACACACACACACACACACACACACACACACACACACACACACACAAAUGCACUGGAAGGUGGAUCAAGAUGAACACACCACUUGUAGUUUUUGCCUUGACCAUAGUGGCACAAACUUUAAUCUUAACACGUUUAUUCAAAGCGUAAACAGUUUUUUAAUGUUGGUAUUUCAUUGGAGAAUAGUGAGAUGUCUAUUUAUGUUAUGUUGGAUAUACAUUUUUUUAUUUAUAUUUAUUAAAAAGGCAUUUGAGAGACUUACACAAAGUAAAUUAGUGUAUUGCUUUUAUUUUGAAGUGAGAAGUUUGGGUAGACCCUUUUAUUUCUCAUAAUAAUAAUAAUAAUAAAUUGGCUCCAUCCUCACUGUCAUCUUCAUAAUCAUCUCGUUUUCAUAUCCAUGUUAAACAUUUUCAGCAAAUGUAAUUAUUUCCUUCAGUCUGCUGUAAAAUACAUGACACCUGUUGUAUUGCAUUGUAUGUAUUUAUGACAUGCAAAAUAAAUAUUUUUAUGUAUCUGUGUUGAGAA
Carassius auratus (goldfish) is the source of this 1353-nucleotide messenger RNA. RefSeq names its product fibroblast growth factor-binding protein 1. The transcript has 2 exons. Gene Ontology annotation, molecular function: growth factor binding. The record is from RefSeq and is a predicted model, not a curated record. Bases 130 to 726 code for a protein of 198 amino acids. Gene Ontology annotation, biological process: cell-cell signaling. NCBI's taxonomy places the organism in Eukaryota, Metazoa, Chordata, Actinopteri, Cypriniformes, Cyprinidae.